CCUCCUGGUCUCACUCUUGCACGACUCUUAAGACUUGCAGGCAUCGAUUACAUUGUAUUCGAACGAGAUGACUCAGCCAGAUUCUCCAAUGAACGUUCAAGCAGUAGAACCCUUGUUAUUCAUAAAGAUUUAGGACGAGUUGCUUUAAAAGAAGCUAGCUUAUUAGAAGAGUUCCAGUCCAUCGUCCGCCAUGAUGUGCUGAUCAAGAUUGCUGAUGCGCAAGGUACUAUCCAGGCAGACAUUUCUGGUGAUAGUAUUGAUCGCAAAGAUUUGAGAAACCUUCUCCUCGACUCUAUUCCGGAUACUAGAAUUCGUUGGGGCUACCCUGUCCAGCAUGCACAGAAAGAAAACGAUGGCUCCAUCUCGGUUCAUACAACUGACUGUGUUGACCCUUGGUUCCGUCUUGUCGUUGGUGCAGACGGGGCUUGGCCAAAAGUAACAAAGCAGGUUACCCUUACUGAGCCGCAGUACUCUGGAAUUCACUUUUUUACUGCAUUCAUCCAGCCUGGAGACCCGACAUACUCUUCAGAACCUUCUAUGGUUGGCAAGGAAAAUUACCUAGCCAUGGACAAAGGACGGCAAAUAUUUUUGCAUUACCUAGGUGAUGGAUCUUAUCUUCUCUCCGUUGGCGUAAAACUUCCUGACAGUCAGACGGUGAAGAAUGCUGCCAUUUUCCAUGAUCCAUUGACGUUGUGGGAGUCGUUGCUUCUUACUGGAUUCGCUGGAUGGGCCCAAGAACUUACCGAGUUCAUCAAGUCCAGCGCUUCACAUUUUCGCUCCUGGCCAUUGCACUCGACGCCAGAGACUUCUUUGCCAUGGAAUUCCAUACCUGUAUUGACGCUACUUGGAGAUGCGGCCCAUUUGACGUAA
Messenger RNA from Trichoderma atroviride IMI 206040, 870 nucleotides. The record is from RefSeq and is a predicted model, not a curated record. Lineage: Eukaryota; Fungi; Ascomycota; Sordariomycetes; Hypocreales; Hypocreaceae.